Ochotona princeps (American pika) is the source of this 2937-nucleotide messenger RNA. RefSeq names its product HNF1 homeobox A (gene HNF1A). Gene Ontology annotation, molecular function: DNA-binding transcription factor activity, RNA polymerase II-specific; RNA polymerase II cis-regulatory region sequence-specific DNA binding. Bases 743 to 2623 code for a protein of 626 amino acids. Gene Ontology annotation, biological process: liver development; regulation of transcription by RNA polymerase II; positive regulation of DNA-templated transcription. The record is from RefSeq and is a predicted model, not a curated record. The transcript has 10 exons. Gene Ontology annotation, cellular component: nucleus. NCBI's taxonomy places the organism in Eukaryota, Metazoa, Chordata, Mammalia, Lagomorpha, Ochotonidae.
UUGAUGUCCUCCCCUGAGCCACUGGCAGGGACAGGAAGACUCAGGAAAACAGACAAACGUUACAAGACGCCGCACAAUUCUGAAACAUGGUGCAGUUGGUACAGGGCAUUCCCGUAGGGAGGCCCAGGGUCCUUCAAUGGCCGUGACCUAGCUCUGUCCUUGACAGCCGGCCCAGCCACCCAGAACUGCCUGCCACUCACCCGCCCCUGCUUUUUCACUUUCCUUCCCGGGCCUGACCCCCUGCGAAGUCUGGGGCGGGGGUAAUGGACCCAGGGACACUCAGCCGCUGCCGGCUCCCAGGCUCCAGCAGCAGCUCCCGGCUGCCCCCAGGUCCCCACCUCCACUCUCCCCACCCCCCCUGCCCACUCCCACCGAGGGCCGCGGCUCCUGGUUGUCCGUGCCGCUGCGAGGCCUGCACCUCACAGGGCUGAAGUCCAAAGUUCAGUGCCUUCGCUAAGCACACGGAUAAAUAUGAACCUUGGAGAAUUUCCCCAGCUCCAAUGUAAACAGCAGGCAGGGGCCUGAUUCACUGGCCGCUGGGGCCAGGAUUGGGGGGUGGGGGUGUCCACAAGGCUUGACUGGUGGGGUUUGGGGGGGCGUGGGUGCCAGGAACCCUGGGCUCGUGGCUGCUGCCCGGUGAGCACCAAGCAGCCCUGUGCAGUGGGGGAGGAGGCGGCGGCAGCCGGCUCGGUGGCCCUGGGCCGCGUGGCCCGGUGGUGGCAGUGGCGGCGGCAGAGGAGCCAUGGUUUCUAAGCUGAGCCAGCUGCAGACGGAGCUCCUGGCGGCCUUGCUUGAGUCGGGCCUGAGCAAAGAGGCGUUGAUCCAGGCCUUGGGUGAGCCGGGACCCUACCUGGUGGCUAGCGAGGCCCCCCUGGACAAGGGGGAGCUGGCCGAGGCGCCCAAUGGGCUCGGUGAGACACGGGGCUCGGAGGAGGAGACGGACGACGAUGGCGAGGACUUCACGCCGCCCAUCCUCAAGGAACUGGAGAACUUGAGCCCUGAGGAGGCAGCCCACCAGAAGGCCGUGGUGGAGACCCUGCUGCAGGAGGACCCAUGGCGCGUGGCCAAGAUGGUCAAGUCCUACCUGCAGCAGCACAACAUCCCGCAGCGGGAGGUGGUCGACACCACCGGCCUCAACCAGUCCCACCUGUCCCAGCACCUCAACAAGGGCACCCCUAUGAAGACACAGAAGCGAGCGGCUCUGUACACCUGGUACGUCCGCAAGCAGCGAGAGGUGGCCCAGCAGUUCACCCACGCAGGGCAGGGAGGGCUGAUUGAGGAGCCCACGGGUGAUGAGCUGCCCACCAAGAAGGGGCGGAGGAACCGUUUCAAGUGGGGUCCUGCAUCGCAGCAGAUUCUGUUCCAGGCCUACGAACGGCAGAAGAACCCCAGCAAGGAGGAGCGGGAGACACUGGUGGAGGAGUGUAACAGGGCGGAGUGCAUCCAGAGGGGGGUGUCGCCCUCGCAGGCCCAGGGCCUGGGCUCCAACCUUGUCACAGAGGUACGGGUCUACAACUGGUUUGCCAACCGGCGCAAAGAAGAAGCUUUUCGGCAUAAACUGGCCAUGGACACGUACAGUGGGCCGCCACCGCCAGGGCCAGGGCCUGGGCCGGGGCCAGCACUGCCUGCCCACAGCUCCCCGGGCCUGCCCCCACCCGCACUCUCCCCCAGCAAGGUCCACGGCGUGCGCUACGGACAGCCUGCAACUAGUGAGGCUGCAGAGGUUCCUUCCAGCAGUGGGGCGCCCCUGGUGACAGUGUCUACACCCCUGCACCAAGUGUCCCCCACAGGCCUGGAGCCCAGCCACAGCCUGCUGAGCACCGAAGCUAAGCUGGUCUCAGCAGCCGGGGGCCCCCUACCCCCUGUCAGCACCCUGACAGCAUUGCACAGCCUGGAGCAGACGUCCCCAAGCCUCGGCCAGCAGCCCCAGAACCUCAUCAUGGCUUCCCUGCCCGGGGUCAUGACCAUAGGGCCCGGGGAGCCUGCCUCCCUAGGCCCCACGUUCACCAACACGGGUGCCUCCACCCUGGUCAUUGGCCUAGCCUCCACACAGGCGCAGAGUGUGCCGGUCAUCAACAGCAUGGGCAGCAGCCUGACCACCCUGCAGCCGGUACAGUUCUCCCAGCCGCUGCACCCUUCCUACCAGCAGCCGCUCAUGCCGCCGGUGCAGAGCCACGUGGCCCAGAGUCCCUUCAUGGCCACCAUGGCCCAGCUGCAGAGUCCCCACGCCCUCUACAGCCACAAGCCUGAGGUGGCCCAGUACACCCACACGGGGCUACUCCCCCAGACCAUGCUCAUCACAGAUACCACCAACCUGAGUGCCCUGGCCAGCCUCACGCCCACCAAGCAGGUCUUCACCUCUGACACAGAGGCCUCUAGUGAGUCUGGGUUGCACGCGCCGGCGUCCCCGGCCGCCACCAUCCACAUUCCCAGCCAGGACCCUGCUGGCAUUCAGCACCUGCAGCCCACCCACCGGCUCAGCAGCAGCCCCACUGUGUCCUCCAGCAGCCUGGUGCUAUACCAGAGUUCUGACUCCACCAACGGCCACAGCCACCUGCUGCCCUCCAACCAUGGCGUCAUAGAGACCUUCAUCUCCACGCAGAUGGCUUCCUCCUCCCAGUAACCAUGACAACUGCCACCCAGAGGCUGAGCCCUGGGACAGCACUGCCUGCUUAGGGCCCUUACAAAGGCUGCAGCCCGCAUGGCUUGCAGGGACCUCUGAACCUGUAACCCUUCUGCUGCUCCGGGAACCUGGGCCUUGGUCCCACCCUGCUCCUCAGCCAUCCAUCCCACAGGAAGGCCCAGAGGCACCCCAACCCGACAGCUGCUUCAGCUGAACCUGAGGGGGCUACUGGGAGCUGAGCUCAUUUCCUGGCACGAGGCGGAGCUGCUGUCACCGCCUCCGUGAUACCACUGUGCUACCUGGAUCACAAGGGG